Messenger RNA from Apiotrichum porosum, 2262 nucleotides. RefSeq lists its product as uncharacterized. Gene Ontology annotation, biological process: DNA-templated transcription; regulation of DNA-templated transcription. NCBI's taxonomy places the organism in Eukaryota, Fungi, Basidiomycota, Tremellomycetes, Trichosporonales, Trichosporonaceae. The transcript has 6 exons. Gene Ontology annotation, molecular function: DNA-binding transcription factor activity, RNA polymerase II-specific; zinc ion binding; DNA binding. Bases 1 to 2262 code for a protein of 753 amino acids. The record is from RefSeq and is a predicted model, not a curated record.
AUGCCCCCGACUAACGGGCCAUCUCCGCCCACAGCAAGCAGUCCUCCAACAGACCGUCUCAACACGUACAACUAUAAAAAGCGGCCAUAUGCAGCCGCUUGCAUGGCAUGUAAGGCUCGCAAGAUUAGAUGCGUCGAAGCGGAGAACCCACCUUGCAAAGCAUGCAGGACAUCGCGCAUCCCGUGCGAGUUUCCUCAACACAGCCGCAGACGCCGUCCCCCACCCGUUCCGAGCUCUAAUGGCGGUGGGAACGACGCUUCAGUCGACACUUCCACAGCCCUUUCCGUCUCAGCAGCACCCGACGCUGUAGCUGGCCAGUCUUCCAUCGCGCCAUCUAUGGAAGCGCGCGUCGCGCGUAUAGAGGAGUACCUCAACCUCCCACCACUUUCUCACACUGCAAAGAUUGAACACCUGCGGGCCACAUCCCAGAGCGAUGAGAGUCAGAAGGAAGACGGCAUGGAGCCUCCGCGUUUCAAGCUCGGUGGCGAAGACUUGAACGAGUACCACGGCGAGACUUCGAUGCACGACGACGGCCGAGACGCUGGAAUGGGACCAUCUCCAGGAACUCAGCAACGUGCGAGCAUUGAGGGCUGGAGUGAUGUCGAGAUGCGCGGUCUCCGGCGCCUGCGACACAAAUACGCCACCCCCGAGGAAGGCGAGUCCCUCAUCGAGGCAUACUUUAUGUGGACGAGUCCCAGUACGGGUAUCGUUAGCCGCAAUGUCUUUUUGCGUGACAUGGCCAUGGGCGGACCAUACUUUUCCGACCUCCUGCUGAUGUGCGUCUAUGUCUCCGGCCUUCGUUUCUCGCCCAACCUCGACCAAGAGGAGCGUGCUGUGCGCACCCAGCGGUACAUGAACAUUAUUAUGACGAUGAUCGGAGAGGAGCUCUGCAAACCGAGCAGUGUGGCUACGGCUCAGGCACUGUUGAGUUUAGCAGGCACACGCUGUGCGGUUGGUGACCAUACCCAAGCGUGGAUGUUCACAGGCAUGGGUAUCCGCAUGAUCCAAGACCUAGGGAUCCACCUCGCCAUCGCCGAGCCAUUCCUCGACGCCGCUCUGGACCAGGAAAACCGCGCCAUGCGCGUGAGGCUGUACUGGAGCGCAUAUUUUUGGGACAAGACAAUCUCGCUAGGUAUGGGCCGCGAACCUGCGCUUCUCGUCCGUCCCAACUCGAUUCCAGAAGUCAACAUUCGCGAUGGAGACGAUGACUGGGACUGGCAUCCGUUUAUCCCGGGCGGAGGCCUGACUACUGCUCUCGGCGCACGGUACCCUCCCACUCGGGCGCGCAUCUCACAUGUUCUUCGUCACUCGGCUACGAUGUACAUGAUCCUCGAGUCCAUCCUCGUCAACAUGUACUCGCCCCAUCGACCGCAUGCGCGUAGUUCGACGUUUAUCCAGGAUACAGAUGAGAAACUCAAGACGUGGCGCGCUUCCCUCCCGCGUACCCUCAUUCUGGAGCGUGGCAAUCUACCCGAGUUUUCUCCGCCCACAAACAUUGUGGUCCUCAACCUCUUGUAUCACGUCAUGCGCAUUCUGCUCUAUCGUCCUCUCUUGACCGUACGCAACCAGGCUUCUGGUGUCACGACCUCGUCGUUUGACGUGUGCCGUUCGUCUGCGAUCGAGAUUCACGCCAUCCUCUCGCUCUGGGGCCGCACCUUUGGGCACAUCAACUAUGUCUACCUGCUCAUGUACACCACCUUUAUCGCCGCUGGUGUAGACGUCAUCCUCGUACGCCUCACCGAGGGCCCGCCACAGGACGAAGCGCUGAAGCGUGUCCACUCGGCAUUGGAGAUUCUCGAAAAGUCGUCUGUCCAGGGCCCAGGUAUCCGUCGCGCGAUAGCCACCAUCUCGGACCAGUUCCAGGCGGCCAUCGCGCGUAAGGGUAUGGACCGCGACCGCCAUUUCUCCAAGCACAGUGCUGCGCUUGAGCACCGUCAGCGCACAGACCGUCACCAGCCUCCUGCUCGAUCCGCUGAUCGACUCCAGCGCGUCGCCGAGAGCUCGAUGAGGCACGACACCCCCAUCGCGCCGUCCACCGGACCUCUCGAGAUGCCUUUCCCGCCAGUGAGCUCAAACUCGGCAUCUUCCACUGCGACACCAGGGCUCCAGAACUUCUUCGAGUACCACACCUCCCCGGCCGACCUGUUGCCGCUCUUUGAUGACCCCCAGGCGCUGGCAGAUCUUCUCGGCGACUCGAAUGUGGGCACCGAUGACCCGUUCGCCUUCUUGUCUGCGGACGGUUGGGAGGGUGUGGGACUAUGA